CAGCAGUGGGAGGAGGAGGUGUGUGUGUGUGUUGUGGAAGCCACUCCCCCAUCUGAGCUGAUUCUAGUCAUCACAGCAAUAAUGAAGUGCACACGACGCUGCCAGCACGCCCGCCUGCCAGUAUGACAUAGUGUCACCGUUGUGGAGGACACGCACACUCGCACACAUUCACACACAUUCACACACACUCGCUGACGGGACGUGCAGCCUGCCUCCACACACAUGCACACACUCACUCACUCAGUCCUGGGAGAGGAGUGGAGCAAAGAAAAGAAGACGGAGUAGGAGGGAAGAAUAGGAAGAAUUGUAUGGCUUCUUCUCCAUUUCACUGACCAGCGCUGGUUGUUGGUGCUGAACCGAGACACCGACACCCAAACACACACACACACCUCCCCCCUGCAGCCACGGAUUCUUGGAUUAGUCCGCCCCGGUGUGGAGAGUGGGAGUCGCGGAGCAGACCAACAUGGGGAACCAGGCGGGGAGACUGGAGGAGACAGAGUCAGGUGCACAAGCAGCCAAGAAGUCUGGUAUCCCAGCUCCUAGAGAAAUCCCUUCUUCCAUAACAAGAGACCGCAUCUCUCUGAGGGACCAGCUCAGGAGCAAUGCCACUAAAAAGAUGGUUUCCAGUGCCAGCACUUCCAGCCUCUCCACUCUGGGAAAGCCCACACGUAGUUCAACCACAAAGUCCCGUGGAGAUGCCGAGAGCCAGGAAAGGGGUCUUCUGGAGACCCAGGUGAAAGAGCUGCUGGCUGAGGCCAAGGCCAAAGAGUUAGAGAUCAGCAAUCUCAGGAAAGAGUUGCAUCGCUGCAAAAGUAAAGCCUCCAGCGCUCCCUCUUCACCAUCAACCAAUUGUGUCUCGUGGGAAGAGCCUGAUGCAAAUGGAGAGCAGGGACAGAUGUCAGAGGCCAUCGUGCUGGUUGGGGAGCUGAGGGAGAAGAACGGGAAGUUUCAGAGAGAGCUGGCAGCGCUUAGGGAGGAGAACCAGACACUGAAAGAGAAGCUGCUUUUCUUGGAGGCCUCUCCUCUCUCUAGUACAAACACAAGCUCCCUGUCCAAGCCUCUGGUGAAUGGCCUCCCCUCAGAUUCCUUAAAUCCACAACAGGACAGUCGCUCUUCUCCUGCCAGCCCUCUGAAGUCCUCCGUCUCCUCCGGUUCUGACAUCACCAAGGACUCACCAUCACCCGACUCCUCAGAGUUUGAGAAGAUCCCAUCACAGUCAGAGUCAGAGAGUAGCGGAGUCAGCGGAGGGCAGGAUGUGCAGAGGUUGACAGAACAGAUCCACAAGAUGGAGGAGAGCCACCACAGCACAGCGGAGGAGCUGCAGGCCACUCUGCAGGAGCUGGCCGACCAGCAGCAAGUGGUGCAGGAGCUGACGGCUGAGAACGAGCGCCUGGCCGAGGAGAAGCGCCUCCUGCAGACCUCUCUCCAACAGCAGAGGGAGCGUGUGGAGGUGCUGGUCCAGAAGAACGAGGCGCUCGCUGGCCGCCUCCAGGAGCAGGUCGAAGCCCAGGCCCAGAGGGAGGAGGAGCUGGGCAGCCAGGGGCCCCGGCUGGCCGAGCUGGAGCAGAGGUACAGUGAGCUGGUGGAGAGCUCGAGCUUUGAACGAGAGAAGCUGGUGGACAUCCAGCAGCAGCUUACAGGCAGCCUGCGGGCUCUGGAGGAGGAGCACCAGGAGGCCCAGGGCCAGGUGCGCCUCGUCAGAGAGGAGAUGGACAAGCUGCAGGCCCAGCUGGACAGAGAGCGGGAGGCUGGAGCUCAGGCAGCACUGGCUGCAGAGGAGCAGUGGGCCACAGCAGACUGUCUCAGACUGGAGAACAGUAGGCUGAAAGCACAGGUGGACAUUGAAAGGCAGAAGGUGGGUGAGCUGAAGGCCCUGCAGAGUGCCGGUGACAGCAGUGAGGUGCAGAACUUGCUGAAAACAGCCCACGCCGAGAGAGACAGGCUGGAGGUGGAGCUGACGGAGCUGAGGCAGGAGCUGCUAGAAGCCCAAGCUGACACUGAGCAUGUGCGAGCCACAAUGUGCAAGGUGGAGGCCAAAUGCCAGCAGGUUCAGGAGCGGGCCGAGAGGAGGGAGCAGGAUCUGGGCAGCCGGGUGACUUCCCUGGAGGAGGUCGGGGUCCACGCUGAGAACCAGGUGAAAGAGCUGAAGGAGACCAUCUUUGAGCUGGAGGACCAGGUGGAGCAGCAGAGGGCCGUCAACUGCCACACCAAGCAAGCCGUCCUGGACAUGGAGCAUCUUGUCAAAAAGAUGGAGGAGCAGAAAGUAGAAGCAGACCGCCAUAUGAAAGUCUUGAGUAGACAGAUGAAGGAUGAAAAAGAAGAGUGGCGUCGGUUCCAGGCGGACCUCCAGACAGCCGUGGUGGUGGCCAACGACAUCAAGGUGGAGGCUCAGCAGGAGCUGCGUGCUCUCCGGAGACAGCUGCAGGAGGAGCAGGAUCGCAGCGCCAAGCUCUCCACAGACCUGGAGGCCCUGCAGGGUGUCAGGUCCCAAGGUGACGAGGUGAGGCUGUCCGACUCUGAUAUCCAGCGGCAGUGGUGCAACAUCUCAAUGAUCCCGACCACACCCAGCGACGCCAGUGGGGAGGCCGACUCAGUCCCCGGAGCGACUCUCAUUAAGUCCUUUGAUACUGUUGGACCGAAUGGGCCCAGCCUCACAGUUCAGAUGCACUCCAGCCCCAGAAGCCUGCUGAGUGGGAUCCCUGUACGCUCUGCACCUGCUGCUGCCGUCUCCCCUAUCCAGAGACAGACGUAUAUAAAGCCGCUAUCCAAGACAUUGGAAAAGAGAAUCAACCAUGGAGAAUUCUCUCUUCAUCAUGAUAAGUUGUCGGGCCGCGGGGAGGACCUGAAACCUAACAGCCUGAUGAGGAAGAGCCCUUCUCUGGAGUCUGUGAUCAAAACCUCUGCCUCCUUCGGCAGCCGCACAGCCUCCUUCAGCUACAACCGAGGAAACAGCAAGCUGAGUGUGGAAAGAAAGGACCCCUUGGCUGCACUGGCGCGGGAGUAUGGAGGAUCUAAGAGAAACGCACUACUGAAGUGGUGCCAGAAGAAAACAGAAGGCUAUCCGAAUAUUGAUGUUACGAACUUCAGCAGCAGUUGGAGUGACGGCUUGGCUUUCUGCGCCCUCUUACACACAUAUCUGCCCGCCCACAUCCCGUACCAGGAACUCAUCAGUCAAGAUAAGGUUCAAAAUCUGACCUUGGCUUUCCAGGCCGCAGAGAGCAUCGGGAUCAAACCCUCUCUGGACAUGGAGGAGCUGGUGAGGACGGACAGGCCGGACUGGCAGAGCGUCAUGCAGUACGUCUCUCAGAUCUACAAGUACUUUGAGACCUGACUGGGGGGGG
Notothenia coriiceps (black rockcod) is the source of this 3341-nucleotide messenger RNA. It is a transcript of the gene specc1, whose product is annotated as sperm antigen with calponin homology and coiled-coil domains 1. The transcript is spliced from 13 exons. Bases 464 to 3331 code for a protein of 955 amino acids. NCBI's taxonomy places the organism in Eukaryota, Metazoa, Chordata, Actinopteri, Perciformes, Nototheniidae. The record is from RefSeq and is a predicted model, not a curated record. Gene Ontology annotation, molecular function: protein binding.